Melanotaenia boesemani (Boeseman's rainbowfish) is the source of this 1171-nucleotide messenger RNA. RefSeq lists its product as uncharacterized. The transcript has 2 exons. The record is from RefSeq and is a predicted model, not a curated record. The coding region runs from base 458 to 1171 and encodes 237 amino acids. NCBI's taxonomy places the organism in Eukaryota, Metazoa, Chordata, Actinopteri, Atheriniformes, Melanotaeniidae.
UGCUGAUGAGCUCUUAAUAAAAAAUAAUUUGUUUGAUUCUCACUUAGUGUGUGAUCUUUGAUAAUAAAAUUUCCACUACAAUCUUGGCGUUGUCUGGCAGGAUAUGUUGAGUGACUGACCGGAGGACAAGAACCCGUGAUUGGCCAUCCUGAAAGACACUUCAGCCCCUGGGUCAGUCUUAACCAUCAGGGGACGGCAGAGGGACUUCGUUCAGGCACCACUGAUAUCCAGAACGAAGUCUGUGUGUGGAGCAGCACCCAAAUCACACACAGAACGAUUACAGGCGCUGAAGGUGGAUCCAGAUCUGGACUCCUGUCCCCCGGUGUUACAGCAGCAGCAGCCCCAGCAGCCUCAGCAGCGUCGUCCAGUAGAGGACCGACGGAGAGAUGAGACAUCGGGUCCCGCUGACUCCACCCACAGCCAAGCUACAGGGGGAACCGAAAGACCAUCAGCAGAGAUGGCCAGCCCUUCACACACCAAGUCCGGGAAAAUCUACGGACCGGAGGUGUCAUCAACCUCCCCUUUUUACAGAUUUGGGCAGGCUGCAAAGGACCUGUUUUUGGGACAAAAUACUGCUGAAGAUGAAGACACUGAGAUUUUUAGUGCCCCCAUGGUGGAAGUAUCAGGACCCACCAGCCCCAUACUGGUUUAUCGCCCUUGGUCCCCCUCUGAAAUCAUGGAACAUGCUAAAAAUCUUCCUGACCCCACUGAAGAUGGUGAGAAAGCUAGCGAGGAAUGGAGAGCUUUCUGCCGUGAACACCGCCCCACUGGACUUGAACUGAGAAAAAUUCUUGCUAAAGUGCUCACUGCUAGUGAUCUGGCUAAGAUCCGUCCCCACCUUCCUCCUGAUAACACCUGCCUGAAAAAUCCAGACUGGGACGAUGAUCCGAACCGACCCUACAGAGAAGCCAUCACCGCACUCUGUGAUGGCAUAAAGACUGUGUUCCCUAAUCGAGGAAGUCUGGCUGCCCUGAGAAAUCUGAUACAGGGCCCAGAUGAGCGCAUGGAGGCCUUUCUGCACCUCUGUGAAACUGUUUUCACCAGACAUUCUGGCCUGGAGCGCCCUGCAGGAGACCUGAGAGGUGCUCCAGGGCCAUGGGAACGCCUCCUCUGCCAGACGAUCGUUGAGGGGAUGAACAGAGAUGUGUUGGAAGUGGUGAAGAGACAGUGA